Messenger RNA from Arabidopsis arenosa, 3614 nucleotides. NCBI's taxonomy places the organism in Eukaryota, Viridiplantae, Streptophyta, Magnoliopsida, Brassicales, Brassicaceae. The record is from the annotation of a GenBank genome assembly.
UCGCGUUUUUACACAUAAACCCUAAUUUCGAGUGCCAUUAUCAGAUAAACCACGCAUUGAUGACCAUGCCCGUCCUUUACGAGCAAGAUAAGCACGUCUCCUCUGCUAUUCUGACCGGACAGGAGAGAGGUGUGCUUAGAUGUCAGGAACGAACGUCAUUGCUUCAUCACUGGAAGCUUACAAAGGAGCAGAUAGAAUUGGUGGAGAAAGCAGGUUUUGGUUGGUUUAGGCUAAUAGGAUCAAUUAGUUUGAACAAUUCGCUUAUCUCUGCGCUUGUCGAGAGGUGGCGUAGAGAAACCAACACGUUUCACUUCCCCUGUGGCGAGAUGACAAUUACUCUCGAUGAGGUAUCGUUGAUUCUCGGUCUUGCUGUUGAUGGGAAACCUGUGGUUGGUGUUAAGGAAAAAGAUGAAGACCCUUCUCAAGUAUGUCUGAGACUUUUGGGGAAGCUACCGAAAGGUGAGUUGAGCGGUAAUCGAGUGACUGCGAAAUGGUUGAAGGAGAGUUUUGCAGAGUGUCCAAAGGGAGCUACAAUGAAAGAGAUUGAGUAUCACACUCGUGCGUAUCUUAUAUACAUUGUUGGGAGCACGAUAUUUGCAACUACAGAUCCCAGUAAGAUCUCUGUUGAUUACCUUAUUCUCUUUGAGAAUUUUGAGAAAGCUGGAGAAUAUGCUUGGGGUGCUGCCGCACUAGCUUUCUUGUAUAGACAAAUUGGUAAUGCCUCUCAACGGUCUCAGAGUAUCAUUGGUGGUUGCUUGACACUCUUACAGUGCUGGAGUUACUUCCACCUCAAUAUUGACAGGCCAAAGAGAACCACUCGCCAAUUUCCACUAGCUCUUUUGUGGAAAGGAAGGCAACAGAGUCGAUCAAAGAAUGAUUUGUUCAAGUAUCGCAAAGCACUUGACGAUCUAGAUCCAUCAAAUGUUAGUUGGUGCCCCUUUGAAGGAGACCUCGACAUUGUGCCACAAAGUUUUAAAGAUAAUCUACUACUUGGAAGGUCCAGAACAAAACUGAUUGGUCCAAAAGUAGUAGAAUGGCACUUCCCAGAUCGAUGCAUGAAGCAGUUUGGGCUGUGCCAAGUUAUCCCCGGAGAAGUUCCUCCCAGGAAAAACGAGAAAAACCAUGAUGAAGACUUACUGGAAGACAUGAACACAGCAGAUGAGGAAUGGAUGAGACGAAGGGAAAACAUCGUGGAGAAUGAAGGAGGUAUCGGUGAUGAAAGUGAAUAUAUGCAGUGGUUCAAUAGCAUCACAGUCCCAAAGCUUCACAGAGAUACAAGUCUCGAAGCUGAUAUAAUGAACGUGCAAGCUGCUAUACUACAAUUUGACGAGGUGGCCUCAACUUUAUCAUUAGAGGAUCUACAUCCAGAGGAGAGAGAAGCAAUUGAAGAAGCAGUGAUGUCUAUGUCCAAUGCCUUGAGAAUGGAGUUUCUCGGCGACAGUCAAAAUCACGACAGUUCUGAAACGGAGAAGAAGAAUAAGAAGAAGAAGCGAUUUCACCGCCACACACCUCACCAGAUCCAACGGCUUGAAUCAACUUUCAAUGAGUGUCAACAUCCAGAUGAGAAACAGAGGAACCAACUUAGUAGAGAAUUGGGUUUAGCUCCAAGACAGAUCAAGUUCUGGUUUCAAAACAGAAGAACACAAAAGAAGGCACAGCACGAGAGAGCUGAUAAUUGUGCAUUGAAAGAAGAGAAUGAUAAGAUUCGUUGCGAAAACAUUGCGAUUAGAGAGGCUAUUAAACAUGCCAUUUGCCCCAACUGUGGUGAUUCUCCUGUUAAUGAAGACUCUUACUUUGAUGAACAAAAGCUUCGCAUUGAAAAUGCACAGCUUAGAGAUGAGCUCGAAAGGGUUUCGAGUAUUGCAGCUAAAUUCAUAGGGAGACCAAUCUCUCAUCUUCCACCGUUACUAAAUCCGAUGCAUGUUUCGCCAUUGGAGUUAUUCCACACCGGUCCUUCUCUUGAUUUUGAUCUUCUUCCAGGAAGUUGUUCUUCAAUGGCUGUUCCUAGUUUACCAUCUCAGCCAAACUUGGUUUUAUCAGAGAUGGAUAAGUCUCUUAUGACCAACAUUGCUGUGACCGCUAUGGAAGAAUUGCUUAGGCUUCUUCAAACUAAUGAGCCUCUAUGGUUCAAAACUGAUGGAUGCAGAGAUGUUCUCAAUAUCGAAAGCUAUGAGAAUACAUUUCCAAGAUCAAGUAGUAGUGGUGGAAAGAAGAAUAACCUUCGAAUGGAAGCAUCUAGAUCUUCUGGUGUUGUUUUCACUAAUGCUAUUACACUUGUGGACAUGCUCAUGGACUCUGUCAAAUCAGCAGAGCUUUUUCCCUCAAUCGUUGCAUCAUCUAAAACCCUUGCAGUGAUUUCAUCGGGAUUGCGUGGAAACCAUGGAGAUGCAUUGCAUUUGAUGAUUGAAGAGCUUCAAGUGCUUUCGCCAUUGGUAGCUACGCGUGAGUUCUGUGUGCUAAGAUAUUGUCAGCAGAUGGAACAUGGAACUUGGGCAAUUGUAAAUGUCUCCUAUGAGUUUCCUCAGUUUACAUCUCAAUCUCGGUCAUAUAGAUUUCCUUCUGGUUGCUUGAUCCAAGAUAUGUCCAAUGGCUAUUCAAAGGUUACUUGGGUCGAACAUGGUGAAUUCGAGGAGCAAGAACUGAUCCAUGAGAUGUUUAAAGAUCUUGUUCAUAAAGGAUUAGCUUUUGGGGCUGAACGUUGGAUUGCUACUCUCCAAAGAAUGUGUGAGCGAUUCACAAAUCUAUUGGAACCCGCAACAUCAUCUCUUGAUCUUGGAGGAGUGAUUCCAUCGUCAGAAGGGAAGAAAAGUAUAAUGAGACUUGCUCACAGAAUGGUAAACAACUUCUGCUUGAGUGUUGGCACAUCUAACAACACUCGCUCAACGGUUGUCUCGGGACUGGAUGAAUUUGGAAUCCGUGUGACUUCGCAUAAGAGCCGUCAUGAACCCAAUGGAAUGGUUCUGUGUGCAGCCACCAGUUUCUGGCUCCCGAUUUCUCCACAAAACGUUUUCAAUUUCCUCAAAGAUGAAAGAACUCGGCCUCAGUGGGACGUUCUUUCAAAUGGAAACUCUGUCCAAGAAGUUGCUCAUAUCACAAACGGAUCAAAUCCUGGAAACUGCAUAUCAGUUCUUCGUGGAUUCAAUGCAUCAUCAUCACAAAACAAUAUGUUGAUUCUACAAGAAAGCUGCAUAGACUCAUCAAGCGCAGCGCUUGUGAUCUACACUCCAGUGGAUUUACCAGCAUUGAACAUGGCAAUGAGUGGUCAAGAUACAUCUUAUAUUCCGAUAUUACCCUCGGGUUUCUCGAUUUCACCAGACGGAAGCAGCAAAGGAGGAGGAUCAUUGAUAACGGUUGGGUUUCAGAUAAUGGUGAGUGGUUUGCAACCGGCAAAACUGAACAUGGAGUCAAUGGAGACAGUAAAUAAUCUCAUCAAUACCACUGUCCACCAAAUUAAAACGACCUUGAAUUGUCCUUCAACUGCUUGACGACACCAUUAAAAGCCAUUUCCCCAUCUGAUUUCUGAGAAGGGUCUUCAAUGAGCAGAGAAGUGAAAGUCAUUAAUAGUAUCUUGUCUUCAAUGCCUGCAAAGAGUGUAAGAAAUCAUUAUUCUUCUG